Cylicocyclus nassatus is the source of this 729-nucleotide messenger RNA. The record is from the annotation of a GenBank genome assembly. NCBI's taxonomy places the organism in Eukaryota, Metazoa, Nematoda, Chromadorea, Rhabditida, Strongylidae.
AUGAACCGCGGCAUAGAUGAAAUCGCAGAUUUCUACGAGUUAUUGGACUCAGCCGAGUAUUGGUAUCAAAUCAAACAAUUCCGUGAUUGUAAUAGCCGCCGAGUUCGCGAUUCGGAAGGAGCAUCCGCCCCUACCGGUCGCCGCGCGCAGCUCUGCGACCUACAUAAAAGAGCCUAUGGAGCACGGCCAGCAUCCACGAUCGACUCACUUCCAAUGGCUUCGAAUGUACUCUGCAUUCUCCUCUCUGCUCUGGCAGUGUCGCAUGCGCAAGUAGCGGUGAAUGGACAAUUCUUCGGCAGAUACUACGCAGCGGCGAAGCCCGUGCUCACUCCUGGCUAUGCUCAAGUCGCUGCUCCAGUGUUCGCUCCAGCAGCCCCAGUAUACGCAGCUCCUGCUCCGGUCUUCGCUGCACCUGCUCCAGCUCCCCCUCCCGCUCCCGUCUACGCUGCUCCUGCACCGGCCAUGAUGGCUGCUCCAGCACCAAUGUUGGCUGCUCCAGUCGCUAGACCCGUCUACGCUGCCUUCGCAGCCCCUGCCGUGCAAGCAGCUCCUGUUCUGGCUGCACCACCCGCUCCGGCUCCUGCAUACGCCGCACCUGCGCCGAUGGCUCCAGCUCCAGCCUUCGCUCCAGCUGCUCCAUUCUUUGCUGCUCAGGCUUACGUCCCAGCCUACGCUCCCUUCCUCCGAACUCCUUACUUCAUUGGAAGUAACAAGUCGAAGAAGGAUUAA